GGAAGAUUAAAAAGAAUGUUAGGUUAUGAUUUAUUUACAAACAGAUGUGAACGAAAAUUACAGAUAUAAUUUAAAAUUGCUGUAUUUAUUGAAAAUAUAAAAUUUGUGCAACCACGUAUAUUAAAUACGACUAAGAUGUCUCUAAGCAAAACCAAAAGACUUUUACUAGGUUUAACUGCCGUUUCUGGUGUAGCCACAUUUUAUUACAUGAAUAACUCGCACAAAGUACAUAAUUCAUGGACAACGAAUUACACUCCAUCUCCUUUUGCUAAGUGGGACGAAAAUUGGGAUCAUCGUUCUCCAAAAUAUUUACAAAACACCAAAGGCAGUAAAAUUUCUGAAUCGGACGAAAACAAAUUAAAUGAACAAAACGAAAAGAAGCCAAAAGCUAUUAGGCAUAUCAUAUUGAUAAGGCAUGGACAGUAUAAUUUAAAUGGUAGUUCUGAUACAGAGAGACUGUUGACAAAACUAGGUCGAUUACAGGCUGAAUAUACUGGCAAACGACUGAAAGAACUGGAUUUGCCUUACACUGAAAUGGUAAAAUCUACGAUGUCAAGAGCACAAGAGACUGGUUCUAUCAUAUCACUACAUUUACCAAAAAUUCCUAUUGUAGAAAACUGUGAUCUUUUAAGAGAAGGCGCACCCAUUCCUCCAGAACCCCCUCUAGGCAACUGGAAACCGGAAAACUAUAAGUUUUACCAAGACGGUUCAAGGAUAGAAGCAGCUUUUAGGAAAUACUUCCACAGAGCUGAUGCUGAUCAGGAAAAGGACUCGUAUACAAUUUUGGUCUGUCAUGCUAACGUCAUUCGCUACUUCGUGUGCAGGGCUUUACAAUUCCCUGCAGAAGCGUGGCUAAGGUUGUCUCUGAAUCACGCUAGCAUAACAUGGAUUAGCAUUACGCCGAGCGGUAGAUGCAUACUGAGGGUUUUGGGGGACACUGGACACAUGCCGCCAUCUUGCAUCACCAGCACAUGAUUCGACCGCAGUAUUUAAAAAUCGAUGUAGAUAUACGAUAAUCACCUUAUCACAAUACAUAGUUGUAAGAUCCAAAUAAUUUGAUGUAUAGAAUGCGAUUCGUGAUGUGCAAGUUUAUUACUCGAAUCUACACUUAAAAAUUGGUUCUAUAUAUCGCCCAUUACUCCAGGUGAAAACUGACUAAAUUAUUAUAUUUAAGGAAUAUAUAGAUCUAUCAACCAAAUAGUUUUUAUAUGGUGUCGCGCUGUCCCGAUAUUGUGCGCUAAAUAUCAUGUUGAGAAAGUUUGAUUCCGUUUUGAGUUCUACAUAAAAUUUAAAUAAAAUUGUUAUUGUUCUAAUACUAAUAUUUUUUCAA
Molecule: messenger RNA, 1330 nt
Organism: Psylliodes chrysocephalus
Lineage: Eukaryota; Metazoa; Arthropoda; Insecta; Coleoptera; Chrysomelidae
Source: the annotation of a GenBank genome assembly